AUGUCGGCCUUUGACUGGCGCGCACCCAUCCCCUCGCCCUGCGCUUACACCUGCUGCUGCACCUCUGACAGGGCGCUGCUGUUCAGGCGGUUUGGCGGGCUGUUCCUGCACUGGCUCCCAAUACUACGAUACAUGACCGCAGUUACGCAAACUCUCAGCUCACGGUGUCUGAUUCAGCCGUUGUGCUUACGAUAUCACGGUCACUUUCCGGACAUCCCAGGCGAAGCUGAGCAGAUGAUGGUUGGAGGGGUUCGUCCGCGUGACCCAGCUGAGGCCGUGCCCGCCGCCCUCGUGGUAAACUUACCAUUUCAGGUUGACAUCAUCCUUGGUUCAGCCUCACGUAUCUUGGCUCAUCUGCAGGUCUCAAAAUGA
Messenger RNA from Colletotrichum lupini, 372 nucleotides. RefSeq lists its product as uncharacterized. The coding region runs from base 1 to 372 and encodes 123 amino acids. The transcript has 4 exons. The record is from RefSeq and is a predicted model, not a curated record. Lineage: Eukaryota; Fungi; Ascomycota; Sordariomycetes; Glomerellales; Glomerellaceae.